GCUGGAUCUCGCCGACGCAACGACAUCGCUAAAGGUCACUACGAAUACUGGACCGCUUCGAGGCUUUGACAGCGCUCACUAGCGAACAAUAGACUUGAUUCACUGUCUUUUCGUCAGAUGCCUCGAGCUAGUAAGACAUGCAGCUUUAACAGUCAUGCGACAGGUAAUCUGCCUGGUUACAUGGAGACCCUUGACUUCAUAUAGGCGAUCCAGUCGAGAUAGAUGCAGCGCGGCUUUGGCGCGGCCCGCACGCCCCCAUAUCUAGCGCACCGCACAAGACUCCCCCUUCCUUCCAAUCUUCACCAUUGCCAGCGGCCCCAGCAGCAGCAUGCCAGUGCAAACCACCUGCCCCCUCGAGCGCGCCGCAACGCGCGCAAACAUCGGCUAUCUUCGCAGUGGAGUCGCCCCCCUCCUCCCGGAAGAGAUAAAGUUCAUAAAAGACGACUCUGCAAAUCUUGAAUCUGAACUCCACCAUGUCGACGAAGAGAUUGCACGGCUACAAGCCCUCCGCGACCAAAUUCGCAAGCAACUCGCCAUCAGCCGCACCAUGGUCGCCCCCAUCCGGCGCCUCCCUCCCGAACUGCUUGCGCACAUCUUCACCGCCCUCGCCGAUACCUCCACGGACUCUUGCCGCACGCGCACCAUCAGUACAACCAUCGCGUGCGUCAGCACCAAUUGGCGCGCGGUCGCGCGGAGCGUCCACGGCCUGUGGACGUAUGUCAAGCUUGCUUCGAGGGCCACUGCGGAGUAUCCGCAUAUCGACGCU
Messenger RNA from Schizophyllum commune H4-8, 766 nucleotides. RefSeq lists its product as uncharacterized. The record is from RefSeq and is a predicted model, not a curated record. The annotation marks the transcript as partial. Lineage: Eukaryota; Fungi; Basidiomycota; Agaricomycetes; Agaricales; Schizophyllaceae. The transcript is spliced from 2 exons.